GAUGACGUUAGAAGCCGAUGAAAAAAGUCAAUUUAUCUAGAAUAAAGCAUCCAUAGACAAUUGAUAAAGCAAUAAAACAAGGUGAGAAUUUCCCAUCAAAUUUCAUAUCUUCCGAAUCGUAGGAAGAGUUCAGGUAGCUCGAAAUGAAAUUGCUAGUUGUCGCUUGCUGUUUGCUUGUUGUGAGCUAUUCGCAUGCUCAAAAUUGUUAUGGACAGCAGAAUGGCAGUACGCAGCCGGAUCCGUCCCGAUGCAAUUACUAUAAUUUCUGCAGUAAUGGGAAAACUAUUGCCGUGAGCUGUCCAGCUGGUUUGCAUUACAAUGCCCAAGUGAAGGCCUGUGAUCUUCCCAGCAGAGCAAGGUGUGUCAGGUGUCCCGUCAGCGGCUUUCGUAAUGUGCCCGUGGCCGGCGCUUGCAAUAAGUUCAUUCAGUGCUUCCAAGGAGUGGCCACCGACCGUGAAUGUCCGAAAGGUUUGCUCUUCGAUCCCCGCUAUGGACAUUGCAACCUCGAACGAAACGUGAGAUGCUGAAUAAUGGUGCGGUGGGAAUUUCCAUUCAUUAGGGACGUUUUUUCCCCACUCAUGGUGAUCCAUAUCCGUGGUGGAAUUAAGCGGCUUAAGACCGUAGCUGAUGAGAUGGAUAAAAGAUAAUAAACACAGGAUGAUGACUAGUAAAAAUGCUUAGUUGGUUUGAUGAAAGAAAUGAUAUUUGAAAAUCUACAUCGAUGUAGACUUAUUCAGCACUGAAAGAUUAUUUCCUUUC
Molecule: messenger RNA, 759 nt
Organism: Aedes albopictus (Asian tiger mosquito)
Lineage: Eukaryota; Metazoa; Arthropoda; Insecta; Diptera; Culicidae
Product: peritrophin-44-like
Exons: 2
Coding region: 144-527 (127 amino acids)
Cellular component (GO): extracellular region
Molecular function (GO): chitin binding
Source: RefSeq, a predicted model, not a curated record